AAUAUUUAUCAUGGUACUAUCAAUGCACACUAGAGAGUGAAUAAGCGCAUACCUUGUCCGUGUGUAUAUCAAAUAAUGGCAUGCACAAUGAAUGUCUGAUUAUAUUACGUCGGACUAAGCACACAGCAACACCGUUAAGUGAUAUUUGGCGAUCAUCUUGUCUCGUGUGCCUUAGGAAAGUUAGAUAGCAACGAGCUCUCAUCUCGUACAUAGUAUGAAGUAGCCUCCUUCAUUAGCAAAAAAUCGAUAUAUCUUUGUCUGGAGUUAUAGAAUGAUGGGAUUUCAAGUUAUUGCGUGUGCACACAGUGCCAAAAGACGGCUCAAAACGCGGUCACUAACACGAGUAUGCGAUGGCAUGAAAACUAGUGUGGUUACAGAUGGAGUGCGUAGUAGUGUGUGUUUACGGCCGUAUGGGAUUAGUACACAAUGGGUGCACUAUACACAAAGCUCUAUUGGUCUUAGAAUACAUGGCAAGUUUACUAUAAGUAGGAGUGUACCCAAAAAAUCAUGUUUUUUUGCAAGUGUACGAAAUGGGCGAGCAGAUGUGCCAAAUCCUUGCACCAAUCUUCACAGACACUAUCACUCACCUAUGAGAACCACAGCCAACAGUAGUACAGGAAAUGCCAUGCCAUUGGAGACAGUGUUAAGGUCUUAUACUUUUCCGAACAAUGGAAUGACUCGACCACGAGUGACUGAGCGUAUGAGGU
Molecule: messenger RNA, 707 nt
Organism: Sphaeroforma arctica JP610
Lineage: Eukaryota; Ichthyosporea; Ichthyophonida
Exons: 1
Source: RefSeq, a predicted model, not a curated record